AUUCUGUCUUGCUUCUCGUCAAAUGUGAAUAAGAAGCUGUCGUCGUCGUCGUGUCCACCUAACUCUGCUCCUCUUUUUGUCGUUGAUAUCGUUCGCGCCAUUGAUUCUCGGUUAUUGAGAGUAAUCUCAGAAGGGAAAUCGGUCUCACCGCGAGGAACGCAACUGGAAGUAGAGAAGAAAACCGGGAUCGUUCGAUAUCGGUUCGCCCACUCACAAUGAUGCGGAGUCGUCGGUUGUAUCGUUUCCUACUCAUGAUCAUUUUAGUUUUGAAUCCAUUUUCACCCAGCACCUCCCGCAUCCACCUGUCAUUCAUCUCUUUUCCAGUCUGCACCCCAUGACUUCUAGAUAAGUACAUCGCCAGGGAGGCACACCAGGCGAAAACAACUACAACUACAGGUAAUACAUAGAAGUAAUUCAAGCACGAUCGAAAUGAUAAUCAACAGCCCGUUGACAUCAAUCUCAACAUCAGACACCGCUCGUUUAGAGAUUAUCAAUACCAUGCUACCAUGACGGCUACAUUGCACACGGCGAUCCGAGAUCACCACGGCUUUUUGCCAGGAGAAACUUGCUACGUGUAUCCGCCAUCUUUUCGAGGAGGUUUAGGAGGUGUUGGUAGGAGCAUUAGCAAAGUGAACGACGUUACGAGCUUCCUAUUUCCGGAUGAUCAUCAAAGUGUUCGAGUCCUGCUUAGUGGAGUCGCGCCACCUGUUGUGGGAGCAGCUGGCGUUCUCUUUACAAACGAUCUGAUUCCAAGAACGUGCGCACUUGAAAAUUCGACUUCAAGAGCCGUAAGGCAUCGUUUUUUGAAACGACGCCGGGGGCGGCGUCUUGGAAGAAAAAUAUAUCACAGUGACAGCGAAGGAAGUAAAUCGGAUGAUGCAGGGGAGUCUCAGUCAUUCACCUGUUCCUCGGAAGAAGAAUUCUUUGAGUAUGACGAUUAUGGACACGGACCAGAUUAUGACGAGAAGGAUUCCGUUGAUGCACGAGGACAAAGUCGCCGUGCUGGCGCGACCUUUGUUUCCGGAUCUGGUGACGAAGACGAACCCGAGACCGACGGCAGUUCACCUCCACCUCCUGCAAAGACCGGACAAGCACGGUGGGUCCCAUCCGCUCUUUUUGCAUUUGCUGCCUUGGAUGCUGCCACACUAGCUCUGACCGCGUCUUCCCCGACAUCGUUGUGCGAUAGAGCUCUGCGUAAGUGGCUAUUCGGCACUGUUGCACUCGGACUCCCAACUUCAUAUGCAGUUGCAAAAACUGCCACGUACGGAAAACGCAGCUUUGUUCGCUAUCGUCUUACCGUGCUGGAGACUGCAACCGUCGAUGUUUGGGCGGAUAUGGAGGUAAGUACGUACUUGCCUACCUGUUUUGCUAGGUAAAUAAUAUAUCGAGGAAUACGAGGAUCCAUACUACUAGUCACAGACCUUAUUCAUCUUGAUCACAAGUAACUAGUUGUACAAGGACUUACAGGCGUUCGUGUUGGAGUGAUUUUCGAUGGAUAAUGAUUUCUGCUCAACACCACUUUCGCCUUUCCUCCGCAACUGGUAGGCUACUCAGCCAGUGACGACGAGUAAAGAGACUUCUCGAGGACGAACGCAGCCCUUGGAUUUCGACUUGUUUUUGAGGGAUGCGCGUGAGUGGAGUUUUGGUGAACAGGUGAUGGCCAGCGCGGUGCGCCAAAACGGCCGCGUUCGCGAAGUUUGCUUUGAUCGCCCAAUCGCAUUUGGCCGCUACUUCCUGCGUUUCAACUUUGCCCCAGAAGAGGAUGAUUUUGACGCGAUAUUCCGCAUUCCGACAGCCUGGAAACUCGAGGCGGAUCCAGUCGGCGACAGCGCAAAUUGGGUCAUCCUUGACGUUCAGGAGGAGUACGAGAUGGACGGUCAUCCUGUUUCCGACGCGCGUAUGAGAAAGAUGGCCACUUCAACGUCGUCAUCGAAGAGCAGUAAAGGUAGGUCUGCUGCGGGAAAUAAAGCUGUAAAGACCUACCUGACCGAUGAUUUGACGUUCUCUUACCCUGUGCCGUCGUUCGAAACGGAUGCCGUAAAACAAUCGAGUUCACAUGAUCCCCCAUGGUGGUCUUACUUGCCCGGGUCAUCGCUGGUGUCGCUUUUUUUGCCGCCGCAAUAUGGAGUUUCAAGAGGUCAGCAGCGGUUGAAAGAGGUCCAGGCACGGCGUUGCAGUGGCAGCAGAGUAGCUAGCAGUCGGGAAUCUAGUAAGCGAACUGCUGCAUCUUCGAGCACGACAGCGUCAAGUGGCGGGAAUGCAACUACCCGAAACAGCAGCAAGACAUCAAGUGGCGCUGGAGUUGUGUCUGCUUCGUCUGAUUUUCCUAUCACUGCCUCAAAAUCAUCUCCACCAAGCAGCUUCAUUAUACCUCCCAAGAUGUUUCGCAUCGCUUUUGCUGUUGAAGUUGCGAGUGACGUUGGCUCUUUCUUGUGGCUCACCUACGGGACCAAGGUCCUUGUCGCAACCUCGGGACCUGCUUGCGCAACGAGUCUAGUCCGCCAAUUCUCGUUUGUCCAAAUAGCAGCAGCAUGGGGCCUUCUUGGUGCCGGAUCUGUCUUCGUCCUACUCACCUCUGUCGCGGCCGUGGUACUGCAAGCACGCAAAGCAAACGCACAGAAGGCUGCGAUAGCGAACGAAUGA
This is a messenger RNA of Amoebophrya sp. A25, 2643 nucleotides long. The record is from the annotation of a GenBank genome assembly. NCBI's taxonomy places the organism in Eukaryota, Dinophyceae, Syndiniales, Amoebophryaceae.